Molecule: messenger RNA, 2519 nt
Organism: Gasterosteus aculeatus aculeatus (three-spined stickleback)
Lineage: Eukaryota; Metazoa; Chordata; Actinopteri; Perciformes; Gasterosteidae
Gene: agpat4
Product: 1-acylglycerol-3-phosphate O-acyltransferase 4 (lysophosphatidic acid acyltransferase, delta)
Cellular component (GO): endomembrane system; mitochondrial outer membrane
Molecular function (GO): 1-acylglycerol-3-phosphate O-acyltransferase activity
Source: RefSeq, a predicted model, not a curated record
UGUCGACUGGAGAGAACACAUGCUGAAUGAAUCCUGAAAUUAAAGGAAAAGAUGAACUCGGUGGCACCAAUUAAAGGCUGGAGAUUUCCUUUUUGCCAUCUUUAAACGAUCGAAGGUCUCUGGGGCCAGACAACUGUCUGAUCAAGGUACAAUCUUCAGAAGAAUCUAAGAAUUAUGGGCCUCCUGAAGCUGCUGAAGUCCCAGUUCUUGUGCCACCUGCUCAUCUGCUAUGUGUUCCUGGUCAGCGGCAUCAUCAUCAACCUGCUGCAGAUCGGUACUUCGCCUCUGUGGCUGGUCAGUAAACAGCUGGCACGCAGGAUCAACAUCAGGCUGGGUUACUGCAUCAGCAGCCAGAUGGUGGCCGCCCUGGAUUGGUGGUCUGGGACAGAAUGUACACUUUACACAGACCCAAAGACUUCUCCGCUGUAUGGAAAGGAGAAUGCUAUCGUGGUUCUCAAUCACAGUUACGAUAUUGACUUCCUGUGCGGCUGGGCUUUCUGUGACAGAUUCCGAGUUCUUGGGAGCUCCAAAGUGCUGGCCAAACACGAGUUGAGCUAUGUUCCUGUUAUUGGCUGGAUGUGGUACUUCCUGGAGAUCGUUUUCUGCAAGAGGAAGUGGGAAGAGGACCGAAGGACGGUGGCUCAGAGUCUUCAGAAUUUGCGAGAUUACCCCGAAAACUACUGGUUCUUGCUUUUCUGUGAAGGAACCCGCUUCACACCAAAGAAACACCAGAUCAGCAUGCAGGUGGCUGAGAGCAAAGGUUUACCCAAACUGAAGUAUCACCUUCUGCCCAGGACCAAAGGAUUCUGGGUAACCGUCCAAAACCUCAGAGGCACUGCUGCAGCUGUUUAUGAUUCCACUCUGAACUUCAGAAACAACGAAGUGCCGACCUUGCUUGGAGUGCUUAAUGGGAAGAAAUAUCACGCCGAUUUAUAUGUGAGGAGAAUCCCUCUGGAGUCGGUCCCCGAGGAUGAGGCAGAGUGUUCCUCGUGGCUUCACAAACUCUACCAGGAAAAGGAUAGCUUCCAGCAGCACUACGCACAAACAGAGCGUUUUCCGGGCCCCGCAGUGAGCUCUCCGCGCCGACCGUGGCCCUUGAUCAACUGGCUGUUCUGGGCCUGCUUACUCCUCUACCCACUAGGCCUGCUCCUCGCUCAGCUCACCACCUCUGGAUCGAUGCUGGCCAUCUCAGUCGCUGUAGCUCUCUGCUCUGCAGUUUCACUGGGAGUUCGCUGGAUGAUUGGCCAGACGGAGAUUGACAGAGGUUCAAACUAUGGGAGUAAGGAGUUCCCUCUAAAUAAUAACUGAGUCCUGAUAUUCCGAGAGCUGCUACUUUGCACAGACUAAUCUAUAAACUGCAGGCAACAGGAUGUGUUAGCACUGUCUGACUGGUCUGGUCCAACAGGUUUUAACCUGCUUGCCUUGCACAAUGUAGGGAUCGUAGUUUUAUCUUAACACAAUGGUUCUUUUGCAUGUAAAUACUUGAAUACAGUCAAUUAAAAUCUACCUUCAGUUAAUAUUCAACCAAGUUUAAAAUGGACCACCUCAGCUAUUGUAAUUUAAAGCAUGAAUGGCAUUUUAAUGUUGAAAUAAAUGACACAUUUCACUUUAAAAACAAAGAAACCUUGUUUUAUCAAAAGAAAAUCAUGAUUCUGUAUCGUCAUAAGAUCAGCAUAAGAAACUUGACUUUUGUGUAUCCAGCAAUGUGUUGAACAUAACAUCUAUUAAAAAUUCUCUCAAAGAAAUCAUAUAAAUAUGCAUUAUAUGCACCGUGGCUACUCAAAGCAGUACUUGCAUUUCAGUCAUUGGUUAAGGGACUUCCAUUGUUAAAUAGGGACCUCUGCUGAAAGUCCGGAGCACCACACCUACACAGAGGGUGUUUCCCCAUGGCUGCUGGUCUGUGUGUCCUUACAACGGUUGUGUGGUCAUUAGGGUCCUUUGCUAAUUUUUGUUCUUUAAAAGAAAUGAUAUUAAAUUUGACAUUGAGAUUUGGCAUUUAAUAUUUAGGCCACAUGUGACAAUUUUUGGUUCGAUUUCGAUUUGGUUUCUCAACUUCUUAAUGCUGAAUGGAAUUUGUUAACCUAUAAUUAGUUAUUUUUUUAAUUCAGGGCUUUCUCAAUGCUUUGCCGCUGCUGCUGCAGCUCCGCAGAAGUUCAGUAAUAUUAAAUCCUCUGGAGAAGCUGACAUCGGCAAGAAUAAAUGCUUAUAUGAAUACAUUAUAUACAUCAUGCAAGCUUUUGUUUUGGGUUUUGUUUAUUGAGAUAUUAAUUGGCUAAACAUUUUGCUAGCUUGUGAUACAGACAGUUUUCUUAUAUUUUGCAUUAAAGACAUGCAGAAAAAAAUUACUUGGUAUUGGGAAUUCUUGCACCCUCCAUGAACUACAAGAAGUAGUUCACUGUAUGUAUAUCAGAAUGUGUUUGGUGGAUGAUCAUUAUCAAAAAACUGGGCAAACAAUUACAUUUCAGGAUGAAGCUAUUUUGACAUUAUAGAUGUAAUGUAAUAAACACAUUUUGAUUUGA